This is a messenger RNA of Phycomyces blakesleeanus NRRL 1555(-), 1335 nucleotides long. RefSeq lists its product as hypothetical. The transcript is spliced from 6 exons. The record is from RefSeq and is a predicted model, not a curated record. Bases 1 to 1335 code for a protein of 444 amino acids. Lineage: Eukaryota; Fungi; Mucoromycota; Mucoromycetes; Mucorales; Phycomycetaceae.
AUGUCACACCAACUUAAAAUAAAGCUAAGAGUUGUAGAGCUCAAUGCUUUAAGAACCAUCAUAAAAGACAUAAUAAUAUCCAGACUUCACAGACCACGUCUGUUCCUGAACAAAGGUGCUGAUGCAAUCGAAGAUCAGAUCAUGGAUACACUCAACAGCAAAAAUAAUGAUGAUCCAAUUAUGAAUAUCUUGAGUAAUGAUAAUAAUGAUGAGUCUAUGUAUGAUACGGAACUUGGCAAUGACAUAGAUAUCAUUGAAAACAAAACAUCUCCUUUGAUUUUUGACUUCAGUCAGCCUGCACCUGCCCCUGACAAAGAUAAUAUCAUUAAGGAUUUUGAUAUCUCUCACAAUGCCUAUGAAAUAAUAGUCAAGCAUUUCAACAGUAUUUUGGAAAUGUCAACUUGCAUUACAUACAAAGCAUGUACUCCUCAUCUCGGCAAAAAGCUUUUGAAGUGUUUCUCUGGUGUUGAAGAGAUAGUCUACAAUAUCUGUCAGAGGGGAUGUAUAUUUUUUACCAGUCUAUCUCAGAGUGAGUGCUCUAGCUGUGGACAAAGUCAGUACAAAACAAGAUGUAGAGAAACUGAGAGAAGUGAUCUGGUUUCUGCUGCCAUAAUGCUACAGCUUCUAUUGGCAAAACAACUGGCUCUUGCAUCAGCCAACAAGAAUAUAAAAAACACAUAUCUGAAAUUGCUGCUUACAAGUGGAAAAAUCAAAAUCAAUAUUUUCACUAUAAACCAACAUCUUCUUCAGCACUAUUCUCUCAUAAUUGAUGUAUACAGUCCACCUCGUACAUAUAGUGCCAGAUUUGUGGAACAGGCAAUUGAUGAAUACUCAAGGGCUAUCAAGAACUUCUACGGAUCAAAGGCGGAAGAGUGUAAUAUGAUUGAAGCAGCUAUGCAAACUAACUGCAAGACAUUUUUUAAUGGUUGUGUAAUUAACUCUGCACUUGACCAAAAUUAUGUAAGGGAGGCACAUAACAUCAGAUUACAGAUUCAGUUUGAUAAGAACCACAACAUACAUUCUGCAUACUCCCCAGUUUACAAGGAUUUCUUUGGGAAAGUUUUUGUCUUUUUUGAGCACAAGCUCAACAACAAGAGGUGGCCACUUGCUUUUGUAGAGAUUGCAGCAGUCCGUUUGGUAAAUGAUAUAUCAGUUGUUAACAAUAUGCAAAUGAAGCUAAAGGUAGUUCACCUGGCAGAUGUCAAAGAAUUAGUUGGUUUGGUGAAGUUGGAUGCAACUAUAAACACAAUAACAACAACAGCAACAACAUAUGUAGUGUGGCCAGAGCUUAACUGCGGCCUAAAACUGUUACUUGAUUCUCUUACAGACCUAUAA